This is a messenger RNA of Mucor velutinosus, 966 nucleotides long. It is a transcript of the gene SGT1, whose product is annotated as Cochaperone protein. The transcript is spliced from 2 exons. NCBI's taxonomy places the organism in Eukaryota, Fungi, Mucoromycota, Mucoromycetes, Mucorales, Mucoraceae. The record is from RefSeq and is a predicted model, not a curated record. Bases 1 to 966 code for a protein of 321 amino acids. Gene Ontology annotation, molecular function: hydrolase activity.
AUGAUGGUUAAACUCGUCUCUUUCAUUUCAGCAGGCUGCCUACUUUUCAGUGGCCUUGUCUCUGCUGCACUAUCAGUAGAUCAAGAUCGUCGCAUUGUGGCAUUGGGUGAUUUACACGGUGAUCUAGCAAAUACACUGGAAAUCCUCAAGUUUUCAAACAUCAUUGAUCAAGACAACCACUGGAUUGGUGGUGAUACCAUCUUUGUUCAAACCGGCGAUGUUCUGGAUAGAGGAUUAGACACCAUCAAGCUGUAUGAUCUUUUGCAGAAUUUGCGUGAUGAAGCACCAUUGCAAGGUGGACUUGUCAUUCCUCUCUUGGGCAACCACGAGCUAAUGAACUUGGUGGGCGAUUGGCGAUACGUGUAUCCAGGAGAACCAGAGACAUUUGGUGGAUUGGAAGCUCGCAAAAAGGCCUUUGAAAAGGAUGGGUUUAUUGGAGAAUACCUCAAAUUGCUCAACAUCACCACCAAAGUAGGCAGCACUGUAUUUUGUCACGGCGGCAUUACACCACACUUUAGUCGAUUGGGCAUCAACUGGAUCAACGACAAGACACACGAAACCAUAGUGACCUACAUGGAAUCCCAGGGUCGUCGUGGUAAAUCGCAUGGUAUUUUUGGUGGUGUGGGGCCUACUUGGUACAGAGGAUAUGCACUAGAGGAGGAGGAGGAAAUUUGCAGUGUGUUGGAUGAAGCAUUAGAGCUCUUGGAAGCCAAUCGCAUGGUGGUUGGGCAUACUGUGCAGCAUGAUGGAGCUAUUCGCACGCGUUGUAACGGCAAGGUCAUUUUGAUUGACAUUGGCAUCUCAAGAGCAUACAACAGCGGCAAAGGGGCAUUGGAAAUCCGUGGAAAUGAGGUCAAUGCCCUGUACGCAGACAAACGGGUGAAGUUGGAGUCUCCUCCUCCGUACGCGGGUAGAGCGCCAUCGGAAUCAGCAAAAGCAAACAAGCAUGACCAUGAAGAACUAUAG